AUGGAGGAGAACAGGUGGUUUUUGUCCGUCAUUCAGAAUGAGUUCAGGAGUGGAAAGAUUGAUUUUGAGAGCACAUUGAAGCUACUUGAAAAAUUGCAAAUGCCUUUUGAUUUUGCACAUGUAAAACAUAUUUUCAAGAAAACAGUUGAGAAACAGAAGGUACAUACAAUUACCAUAGAAGACUUCAGGGCAAUUUAUCGAACCCUUGUACACAGACCUGAAUUUCAGGAACUUUUCCGAGCUUAUGCUCCAAACAACAAAAUUCUAGCUAACCUUGAGCUGAUGGAGUUUCUCAGAAAAGAACAACAUGAAACUGAUGCUUGUGAAAUGAUUGCCUUAGAAAUUAUUUUGAAGUAUGAACCCGUUGAAGAAGUGAAGAAAAGAAGGCAGUUGUCAUUUGAAGGAUUUAUAAGGUACAUGAGUUCAGAAGACUGUUCGAUAUUAAAAAGAGCCCACAAGACUAUCUACCAAGAUAUGAACCACCCAUUAUGUGAUUAUUUUAUUUCAUCAUCUCACAACACCUACUUGAUAUCUGACCAGCUAAUAGGGCCCAGUCAUAUUGAUGGAUAUAUCAGUGCUCUAGUAAAAGGAUGUCGUUGCCUGGAAAUUGACUGCUGGGAUGGCUCAAACAAUGAACCUGUUGUAUAUCAUGGUCACACUUUAACAAGCAAAAUUACAUUUAAAUCUGUAAUUAAAGCAAUAGACGAGUAUGCAUUUUCGGCAUCUGACUAUCCAGUUGUUCUGUCUUUGGAAAACCACUGCAGCCCUAAGCAACAGGAAGUAAUGGCAGAGUCCUUAUGUGAAAUUCUUGGUGAAAAACUUCUUUCUUCAACAAUUAGUGAUGAAGUGGUUACUCAACUACCUUCUCCUGAGGCAUUAAAAUUCAAAAUUCUGAUAAAAAAUAAAAAAAUUGGAACACUUGAGGAAGGUAUGUUCAGAACAGAAGAUGAGAGUCGUGGUGAGACAGGGGAAAUUUCUGACUUUGAAGAUAUGUCUGAUGAAGAUGAGACUGAUGAUAAAGCCCCUCUGUAUACAAGCAGGGACUCCACAAAAAGGAAAAGUGAACUGAGAGGUUCUGCUCCACCUCGGAAAAAGGCAAAGGUGAAGAAGAUAAAAAUUGCUUUAAUGUUGUCGGACCUUGUGAUUUAUACCAAAUCUUCAAAGUUUGUGAGCUUCGAGCAUUCCCUAGCUAAUCAGAAGUGCUAUGAAAAUAAUUCAAUUGGAGAAGCUCGAGCAAGAAAAUUUGUAAAACAUGCAGCCCAAGAGUUUGUUUCACAUACUUUAAGAUUCAUUACAAGAAUCUACCCAAAAGGAACAAGAACAAGCUCUUCAAAUUAUAAUCCUCAAGAGUUCUGGAACGUGGGGUGUCAAAUGGUGGCAUUGAACUUCCAGACACCAGGAAUACCAAUGGAGCUGCAAAAUGGAAAAUUCUUAGACAAUGGUGGAUGUGGCUAUAUUCUGAAACCAGAAUUCUUGAGAAACAGGAAUUCAUUGUUCACCCCACACAAUGUGGGAACAUACGGUAAACAGCUGUCUCUGUCCAUAAGGCUCAUCAGUGCUCAUCAAUUACCACCUGCUAACCUGUCAAAGACCAGCAAAACUGACCCGUUAGUGCAGAUAGAAAUUUAUGGUGUGCCACAAGACCAAACAAAAAAAAAAUCCAGUGUUGUCAAAAGCAAUGCUUUGAGCCCCAGAUGGGAUGAAGUUUUCACUUUUUCUUUACAAGUUCCAGAACUGGCAUUGAUACGCUUCUGUGUGAAGGAUGAUAGUUGUCUGGUUGCAAAUGAAUUCAUUGGCCAAUACACUUUACCAGUGCUGAGCAUGAGUAAAGGUUAUCGAAAUGUUCCCCUCUUGGACAAAGAUGGUGGCAUUCUCGAGUGUGCAUCACUGUUUGUUCAUAUCUGGUACUACUAA
Calypte anna (Anna's hummingbird) is the source of this 1914-nucleotide messenger RNA. It is a transcript of the gene PLCZ1, whose product is annotated as phospholipase C zeta 1. Gene Ontology annotation, cellular component: nucleus. Gene Ontology annotation, biological process: intracellular signal transduction; positive regulation of cytosolic calcium ion concentration involved in egg activation; lipid metabolic process. The coding region runs from base 1 to 1914 and encodes 637 amino acids. The record is from RefSeq and is a predicted model, not a curated record. Gene Ontology annotation, molecular function: phosphatidylinositol-4,5-bisphosphate phospholipase C activity. Lineage: Eukaryota; Metazoa; Chordata; Aves; Apodiformes; Trochilidae. The transcript has 13 exons.